GACGAAAUUGCUUUUAACACAUCCACACCCCCUUCUCCGCCCUUCGAUAGAAACCCGAAACCCUAGACACCUUAAACUGAUAAACUGAUAAUUGAGAGAAUCAUCCCUGCGGUGCCGCGCCGACCAAACCGGGUUGAAAUCGAUUUUGUAGGCAUGGAUGGCAAGAAUCCUCCCCAGCUCACGAUGGAGCAGCAGCGUGCAAUCAAAUUCUUGACCUACUUCGCGGAUAUUGCCGGCAUGAAAAGGUGUCAAAAAUGUAACCGUGUUUAUCUCUCGCACCUGAAUCAUGCCCGGGAACUUUGUUUUCUCAAAAUAGAAAAUGAAGCAGAAAAGGAAGCAGAGAAAGAGAAAAGGGAAGAACAGAAAAAAAACACUCUAAUCAAACUAGAGAGAUAUUGGGAUCAACUGGAUGAAGGACAUAAAGCUUUAUGUUUGCCACCUUUACCUGUUAAGAAUGUGGAAAGCUUUUUGAGAGAGUAUGGAUUUUGUUUGAAGUAUGCUUCUUGAGUUCUCUGGAAAAGUAACCAAUUUGAUUGAUGACUUUAACAAGGACCUUGAAGUCAUGUUAGAGAAAAAUCUGAAAGAUGGAUUAGCUGAUGUUAAAGAAGUUCAUGUUUCUGCAAUCACUCAAGCUAUAGAGCAAAGUCAGACGGUACCUUUGGCUGUAUCUUACCGUCAGGAAAGUUUUAGCUCCGCAGUAUCAGGGUCUCGAACUGUAGAGGAUCAGCUGUCAAGGUUGGUGAAUGAAAGAAAGUAUGAGGAGGCUCUGACAGAUGCUCUAGAAAGAGAUGAAAAAGCUGAUACUGGUCUUGUAUUAUGGUUAUUGACUCAGGUUGAUCAUGACAUACUGCAACAUGAACCUAUGUUUUUGGGCGCAGCUGUAAUGAUAUCGCUGCAUUCACAUCUCCUUGAGAAAACUCCUGACUCGUUUGUACUUAAUUGGUUGGUUCACUUGGAAAGCGCCUUGCAACGCUACGAUCGUAUGGGAUUAUGCGCAAGAUCGUAUCUGAAUCGUUCUGCAGCAGCAAGGUAGUGGUUUCUCCUG
Molecule: messenger RNA, 1045 nt
Organism: Fragaria vesca subsp. vesca
Lineage: Eukaryota; Viridiplantae; Streptophyta; Magnoliopsida; Rosales; Rosaceae
Exons: 4
Coding region: 497-1033 (178 amino acids)
Biological process (GO): deadenylation-independent decapping of nuclear-transcribed mRNA
Cellular component (GO): P-body
Source: RefSeq, a predicted model, not a curated record